This is a messenger RNA of Lacerta agilis (Sand lizard), 2010 nucleotides long. RefSeq names its product myotubularin related protein 9 (gene MTMR9). Gene Ontology annotation, biological process: negative regulation of autophagy. The record is from RefSeq and is a predicted model, not a curated record. The transcript has 11 exons. Lineage: Eukaryota; Metazoa; Chordata; Lepidosauria; Squamata; Lacertidae. Bases 248 to 1915 code for a protein of 555 amino acids.
GUCCAAGACCCCCCUCUGACAGCUGGGGGCCCAGCCCCCCCAAAAAACUCCAUCCCCUCUGCAAAAGUAAGAAAUUGGAUCCUGCAGCAAUGACCUCUGCUGGGCUGCUAACUCUCAGCUAGUGCCGUGAUCUUGAAGCUUGUGGCCUCCUGUGGAAGCUCCCAAGAAUUUUGGGUUAUAUCUUGCUGGAAGAUUCGAGUUGGCACCGGUUUGCUUACAGGAACCUUGUGCUGGAGCUGAGGGAAACAUGGAGUUUGCUGAGCUUAUCAAGACGCCACGGGCUGACAACGUGGUCCUUCACCGCCCCUUCUACCCGGCAGUGGAGGGGACGCUGUGCUUGACAGGGCAUCACCUCAUCUUCUCCUCACGGCGGCAAGACAAUGUUGAGGAGCUGUGGCUUCUGCAUUCCAACAUUGAUUCCAUUGAAAAACGUUUUGUUGGCACCAUCGGCACCAUCAUCAUCAAAUGCAAAGACCUGCGGAUUAUCCAGCUUGACAUCCCCGGCAUGGAGGAGUCCUUGAACAUAGCUGGCUCCAUUGAGGCACUGUCCACCUUGGAUUCCAUCACCCUGAUGUAUCCUUUCUUUUACCGGCCCAUGUUUGAAGUCAUCGAGGAUGGUUGGCAUUCCUUCUUGCCAGAACGGGAAUUUGAGCUUCUCAGUUCAGUUACAAACGAAUGGCGGUUGAGCUACAUCAACAAAGAUUUCUCCGUCUGCCCCUCUUACCCGCCCAUCGUCACUGUCCCCAAAUCGAUUGACGACGAAUCCCUCUGGAAAGUUUCCACCUUCCGCCACGGUGGGCGCUUCCCGGUCCUCAGCUAUUACCACAAGAAAAAUGGGAUGGUGAUGAUGCGCAGCAGCCAGCCGCUCACGGGUACCAACGGGAGGCGCUGCAAGGAGGACGAGAAGCUGAUCAACGCCACGCUGAGAGCCGGCAAGCGGGGCUACAUCAUUGACACGCGCUCUCUGAACGUCGCUCAGCAAGCCCGGGCCAAAGGGGGAGGCUUUGAGCAGGAAGCCCACUAUCCCCAAUGGCGAAGGAUCCACAAGUCCAUUGAGAGGUACAACAUUCUGCAAGAGAGCCUCAUCAAGCUUGUGGAAGCCUGCAAUGACCAGUCGCAUAACAUGGACCGCUGGCUGAGCAAACUGGAGGCUUCCAACUGGCUGACUCACAUCAAGGAGAUCCUGACCACUGCCUGCUUGGCUGCUCAGUGCAUUGACAGGGAGGGAGCAUCUGUCCUGGUUCAUGGGACUGAAGGCACAGAUUCGACACUACAAGUGACCUCGCUGGCUCAGAUCAUCCUAGAUCCCAGAUGCAGGACCAUCCGCGGUUUUGAAGCUCUGGUUGAGAGGGAGUGGCUGCAGGCCGGCCACCCAUUCCAGCAGCGCUGCGCCCAGUCCGCCUACUCCAACAGCAAGCAGAAGUUGGAGGCCCCCGUCUUCCUUCUCUUCCUGGACUGCGUCUGGCAGAUCCUCCGCCAGUUCCCUUGCUCCUUCGAGUUCAACUACCACUUCCUGAUCAUGCUCUUUGAGCAUUCGUACGCCUCCCAGUUUGGCACUUUCUUGGGCAACAAUGAAAACGAAAGGUGUAAGCUCAAGCUGCCCCAGAAGACGAUGUCCCUGUGGUCCUGGGUGAAUCGGCCGGAAGAGCUCAACAGAUUCAAGAACCCCCUCUUUGAGGCCAACAGCCUGGUCAUCUGGCCUUCUGUGGCACCGCAGAGCCUGCAGCUCUGGGAAGGUGUCUUCCUCCGCUGGAACCGGUCGUCCAAAUUCCUGGAUGAAUCCUACGAAGAAAUGAUCAACAUCAUCAAGUACAACAAGGAGCUGCAGGUGAAAGUCAACCUGCUGAGGCGGCAGCUGGCCGAGCUGGAGACGGACGACACCACGCAGGAAGAUGGGGUGCCGGAGAGCCCCUGAGGCUGCGCCGGGCUCCCUGCCGCGGGCCAGAUUGUCCCCCUUUCUCUGUCGGGCAAGUCGCCCGCACACACUAUAAAGCACUAAACCCUCCGAGA